CUUAUAAAGGAAGACAAAGACGAAAGUGUGGAUUAUUUUUUUAAAAAAAUUUACAAUGAAGGAGAUGAUGACACAAAGCGCGCCAUGAUUAAGUCUUUCCAAACAUCAGGAGGUAAAGUUUUAUCAACCAAUUGGAAGGAUGUUAAAAAUAAACAAUAUGAACAAGAUAUAUGA
This is a messenger RNA of Plasmodium gaboni, 174 nucleotides long. Its product is annotated as putative calcyclin binding protein. Lineage: Eukaryota; Apicomplexa; Aconoidasida; Haemosporida; Plasmodiidae. Gene Ontology annotation, biological process: protein stabilization. The annotation marks the transcript as partial. Gene Ontology annotation, molecular function: protein-folding chaperone binding. The record is from RefSeq and is a predicted model, not a curated record. The transcript has 3 exons.